CGUACCACACACUCUCCAAGGCUUCCAUUUCCAGCGAUGGAGCUCACAGCAAUGUUGUCCAUGGCAAUGGCCGCCAUCUUGGCCAUCUUCAUCCUCAGCUCCGUCGUCCCGCCACGCGGCCGGAGGAAGGCACUGAACCUUCCGCCGGGCCCGCGGGGGUGGCCGGUGUUCGGCAGCCUCGGCGUUCUGGCGGGCGCGGUCCCGCCGCACCGCGUGCUGGCCGCGCUCGCGGCGCGCUACGGCCCGCUCAUGCACCUCCGUCUGGGCUCCUAUCACACCGUGGUGGCCUCGUCGGCGGAGACCGCCCGCCUCGUCCUCAAGACCCACGACCUCGCGUUCGCCGACCGCCCGCCCACGGCCGCCGGCGAGAUCACCGGCUACGGCUACCAGGGCAUCGUGCACACGCCGUACGGCCCCUACUGGCGCAUGACGCGCAAGCUCUGCGCCACCGAGCUCUUCUCGGUGCGGCGCGUGGACUCGUUCGAGCUCGUGCGCGCGCAGGAGAUGCGCGCGCUGGUGCGCGGCCUGUUCCGGUGCGCCGGCCGCGCCGUCGCCGUCAGGGAGCACGUCGCGGGCGCCACGCUGCGGAACAUCCUCCGCAUGGCCGUGGGGGAGAAGUGGUCGGGCUGCUACGGCAGCGCCGAGGGCGAGGCGUUCCGGAGCACGCUGGACGAGGCGUUCGCGGCGACCGGCGCGGUGAGCAACGUCGGCGAGUGGGUGCCGUUGCUGGGAUGGCUCGACGUGCAGGGCUGCGCGCGGAAGAUGAAGCGGCUGCUCGAGCUGCACGACCGGUUCUACGAGAAGAUAGUGGACGAGCACGAGGAACGGCGGCUGCGAGCCGAUGCCGCCGGCGAGUUCGUGGCGAGCGACCUCGUCGACGUGCUGUUGCAGCUCGCCGAGGAGGACAGGCAGGAGUCGGAGGCCAGGCUCACGCGCGUCAGCGUGAAGGCCUUCAUCCAGGACAUCAUCGCCGGGGGCACGGAGAGCUCGGCGGUGACGAUAGAGUGGGCCAUGUCGGAGCUUCUCCGCCACCCGGAGGCCAUGGCGGCCGCGACCGACGAGCUGGACCGCGUGGUCGGCCGCGGGCGCUGGGUCACGGAGCGCGACCUGCCGGACCUCCCCUACAUCGACGCCGUGGUAAAGGAGACGCUGCGGCUGCACCCCGUCGGCCCGCUCCUGGUCCCUCACCACGCCCGCAAGGACACGGUGGUCGCCGGCUACGACGUGCCCGCGGGCGCGCGCGUGCUGGUGAACGCGUGGGCCAUCGCGCGCGACCCGGCGUCGUGGCCCGACGCGCCCGACGCGUUCCGGCCGGAGCGGUUUCUGGGCGGCGCCAGCGCCGGCGUGGACGUUCGCGGCGCGCACUUUCAGCUGCUGCCGUUUGGGGCCGGGCGGCGGAUCUGCCCGGCGUACGACCUCGCGCUGAAGCUGGUGGCCGCCGGCGUGGCGAGCAUGGUGCAGGGGUUCGCGUGGCGGCUGCCGGACGGGGUGGCGCCGGAGGACGUGAGCAUGGAGGAGCACGUCGGGCUGUCCACGAAGCGGAAGGUGCCGUUCGUCGCCGUUGCCGAGCCCCGGCUGCCGGCGCACCUCUACGACGACGCCGCCGAUUGGUCGGACUUAUUUUUACACGAUUGGCGCACGUUUUCACCAGGUGAAAACAUUAGCCGUCACGUAUCUUCGGACCUUGCUGCUUAAACAGUUUAACUAGUACAUGUGCAAGCUGAUGCAUUGUUCCAAUGUUCAAUAAAGGAUCUCUGUCUACAGCCCUCGAAUUUUUC
This is a messenger RNA of Panicum hallii, 1778 nucleotides long. Its product is annotated as flavonoid 3'-monooxygenase-like. The record is from RefSeq and is a predicted model, not a curated record. Gene Ontology annotation, molecular function: heme binding; oxidoreductase activity, acting on paired donors, with incorporation or reduction of molecular oxygen; monooxygenase activity. NCBI's taxonomy places the organism in Eukaryota, Viridiplantae, Streptophyta, Magnoliopsida, Poales, Poaceae. The coding region runs from base 37 to 1695 and encodes 552 amino acids. The transcript has a single exon.